UUAAAUAUAUGUUUUUUUAAAGGAUGUGUUUUUCCUUCAGACAUUUCGUUGGAAGCCUGUCUGCCUGCCACCGCUGUCUGUAAUGUGCGGUCUGCCUCAGUCGCUGUAGCCCGGAGCAGAGUGAUGACCUCUGUGUCAGCUCGGGCAGAAGCGUAGAGCUUUCGCGUGCCAUUUUGAGAAGUUCCUGGGGUUUUAUCCACUGUGAUUCGCAGUUUAUUUCUCUCUCCAUUAAAGAGCAGCGCCUGGAAGAAGUAAUGGCACUGUUGGUGAUGUAAAUCAAAUUUAAAGUCUAAUUGCUGUUCCAAGUUUGAUAACUGACAUUGCUGUCGAGGCAAGUUGCAAUCUAUCUUCAAGAACUGUGAAAAGAGGAGAUUCUUAUGAAUUAAGCACAUCAGAUUAACCAUGUGUUCUGCCAGUUAUCCAAAUUGGGUUACUUUUGAUGAUGAUUGUGCUUUCCAAUCACCAAAAGGGUCCUUCGAAUCAGAUAGUGGGCUCAAAGGACUCAGAUCCAAUGGUUUGGUGUUAAGUCUUUCCUCUCAACAUGAAACAGCCUGGAGAUCUGCCUCUGAAAGUAGCACACCUCUUUCUCCACAUUGCUCAAGCUUUCCUUGCACCCCAACCUAUGGGCUUCAGACUCCGAUUACACCGACUUCACCCAAGGAUAAUCACUUUUUUAAGAUAGAGGAACAAUCAAAAGCCAAUCACUUCAAGUCACACAAUAGCGAGAAUGGAUACACCAACCCUUUUUGGAAUCAGAGAUGUGUUUUACAGACUGAUGCUGUUCAGUGUGAACAGGAGGGUAACCACCUUAAUAAAAUGUCAGGCAUUAAUGCAGCAAACAUAUUUCACCAUGAAAACCAUCCACCCAAAAUAAGAGGACACCAUCAAGUUCAGAACAAUUCCUCUCUGAUGGCCCUUUGCCAAAAGCUUGAGAAAAUACAAGCAGAGGAGUUCCAUUUGUCUCAGGGUUUAGCAUCAGGAAGCAAGCUGUUAAUUACACAAAUGCCAUCAUCUAUUGGUAGAGAUCUUUUCAAACGUGAAUGCAAAGAUGGGUGGCCUUUAAUGAUGAGGAUUCCUGAAAAGAAAAACAUGAUGUCUUCUCGUCAAUGGGGUCCAAUUUAUCUCAAGCUCCUGGAUGGUGGUAUUUUACAAUUAUAUUAUGAGCAGGGCCUUGAGAAACCCUUCAAAGAAUUCCAGUUGCAACCUUACUGCAGACUUUCAGAACCCAAGUUGGAGAACUACAAAGAAUCAGGUAAAAUUCACACGGUGAAGAUUGAACACGUGUCAUUCACAGAAAAACGCAAGUAUCAUCCGAAACCCGAAGUCCUUCAUGAGGCAGAGAUUGAGCAGGUAUUGAAGUUUGGAACAACUGACUACACGGACAUCACAGACUUCAUUGCCGCAGUUGAGGAGGAACUAAUGAAGCUACCUCUCCCAACACAGCGAAGGAAGAUUUACGAAGAGCAAGAAAUGACACUUGAGAUAACAGAUCAUUUCUGGGGUACAUUUACAAAGGAAGGAAAACUCUUUGAAAAUUUAGUGAUGACUCACAUUCAUUGUUUGUGCUUCAUUAAUGGCAAUGUUGAAUGUUUCUUAACUCUUAAUGACUUGCAGCUUCAAACUAAAGACCAUAGUUACUUCAAAAAUGAUAUGGAUAGCACAUGGAUUCAGAUCUGUGAUUACCGUGUCCAUAAGUGUGUGAAAGAAAAUGAGUUUGAGAAAUCCAGAAUCCUUCGAUUUACUCCUCCUGAUGCCUGUAGAGUGGAAUUGAUGCGCUUUAAAACAGUCAAUGAUGAUCCUGAGCUUCCCUUUGUGCUAAAGGGUGUGGUCACAGUUCAUGGUGCCUACACAGAAUUGCAGGCAUUUCUAGUCAUGUCCUCUGCUUAUUCCAAUCUACACAACAUGCUGCCUUCCAAGUACUGUGAAAAUGUGAUGAUUCGCUUUCCUGUUCCUUUGGCUUGGUCCAAAAUAUUUCGCACUGUGCAUCUCUUCAGACAGAAGUCCUUGAAGGCUAAAAUGAAUCGCAAUGCUCGACUUGGUUCUGUUAGCAUGUCGGGUGGUGAACCAGUUAUGCAAGUUACAAUUGGAACAGCUAAGUAUGAACAUGCUUUCAGGGCAAUUGUCUGGAGGAUUGAUGGUCUACCCGACAAAAAUGCAGCGUCUGACUAUCCACAUUGUUUUUCUUGCAAACUUGAGCUGGGUUCAGAUCAGGAAAUACCUUCAGAAUGGGAGCCAUUUGUCGCUGUAGAAUUUGAGGUGCCUGACUCAUCAGCUUCUAAAGCGAAAGUGAAGUCAUUUGGCACAGAGAGUGAUAUUCAGCCAGAGAAACACAUUCACCUAAAAGCUCGAUACCACUACCAGGUUGAAAUUGAAAAGAAGUGGAUUAGAAUCGAGGGAGAAGAUCCGGAGAAACCUGGAGACUGUGUGACCCAAUGAACAUUAUAGAUGGCACAACCUCCAGCACAAUGUUGUCACAAAAAUAGUCUAUAGUCUUAAAAUUAUGGUAGUAUCUUGGUUACUUGAAUGUUCGAGAAGUUAAACGGAAUUAGUAAAACUGAGCACACUAUUCUGUAGGAACAUCUGGCCCUUCCUGCACAGUAAUAGCACCUGUCUCCACCCCAACUCCUCAAUGGGUAGCUGCCCCAAAUAUAAAUCCUCUGCAUCUGGAAGGACAGAACUGAGAAUAGUGAACUGGUGGAGAUUCUCUUUUUGAUAUUUCCUAUUUUACUGUAUUUCUCAUUCAACCUGGUGACAGGGUCCAUGAAUAUGCAGUGAUUAGGAUCUCACCACAGCCCACAGUUCUUUUUUUUCAAGUUUUUUUUCAUCAAUAGUUGAGGAGAGUAAUUACAAUUAGCUAUGGUAGUAACCUUUGAGGGAAUAAUUUUACUUCAUAAAUUACUUUUUUGAUAUUUAAUAAAUUACAGUUUAUGAUCAUGAAAUUUAAAACUGUAAUAAAUGGUAAGGGGUUUGAAAUUGACACACAUCUGGUGAUUUAAAGAGGAAAAAUAUGAUGGUUUCUCAAAGAGAGUCAUAGAAUUACACAGCAGGGAAACAAGCUAUUUGGCCUACCAAAUCUACCCCAUCCCAUUUACACUAAUCAUAUUUUAUUAUACACAUAUUCUCUUCAUCUUCCUGUACGCUAUGUGCAAUCUACAAAGGUCAAUUAGUUAAUCGACCUGAAUUUCUUUGGGAGUUGGGUGGAAAGCAGAGUACUUGGCUGAAAUCCAUGCAGUUUGACAAGAGAAUAUGUAAGCUCCACAUAGUCGAUAUUGGAGGAGAGGAUUGAAUCAAGGUUCCUGUAAAUAUAGCAAACCAGCUGCUCUUUUAAAGUAUCAUUCAGGUUAUUUAUCUCUCAUUUUAUUGAGUAAAUGAGGAGAGAUAAGUAAAUGCCACUUUAAAGGAUUAACAACAGAGAGACUCAUGGUGUUUAUUAGUGAACCUCAGGUAGUUGUAGAGGCUAGUUAGGAUCCAUAUAUUCUGGUGCAGUGCAGGCAAAAGUAAGUAGUGGUUGUUGUUAAUGGUUGGGAAUUUUGGUUGUUCAUUGCCUCCUUUCACAGCUGCCACUUGCUCUCUGCAGCACAGUGGAGGUUGUUCUCAUGUACCACUCCCUCUUGAACAGAUUUCCUCCAGGUGUAUCUGUUGUGUGCAAUCUCUUCCCUGUUUUUAGAUGUAAUGUUGAAUUUCUUCAUUCUGAUUUUGAUGUUAUCUUUGAAACAUCUCAUUUGCCCACCAGGGCCUCACUGACCUUCCUUCAAAUGGGAGUAAAGGAUUUGUUUGGAGAGAUGCGAGUUAAGCAGCCGGACGACAUGCCCUAUGCAUUGGAAUUGGCAUUGUUUUAUCAUGGUGGAGACACUGUUCAUGGUAGCCUAAAUUGAUGUUAGUGUGUCUGUUCUUCCAGCUGAUCCUCAAAACUCUUUAGACGCUGCCUGGCCUGCUGCGUCCCACCAGCAUUUUGUGUGUGUCGUUAGUAUCUUUGGUGGUAUCGUUCCAGGGAUUUCAGAUGCCUGCUGUAGGUGGUCUAUGAUUAAGCUCCGACAGUAAUGUAGUAAGUAUGACAGCUCUAUAGAUCAGAAGUUUUGUUUAGACCUGUAGUCUUCAAAGACUCUGUUCCUUAAUCCUGCAUAGGCUCCACUAGCAUUACUCAGGUGGUGGUUCAUCUCUGUUGAUAUCUGCUUUUGAGAAGAGAAUGCUGCCAAGGCAGUGCAAGGCUGGAUAAAUGGCUGGUUGGGCAGUGGUGGCUGAUAUAGGAUUUCUCUCGUUUUUUUUUAAAUCAAGACAAGACCCAGAGCACUAUCUGCUUUGACAAAGGUAUUCAGGAUACAUUGGAAAUCCUCUUCAGAGUUGGUGUGAUGGCGUGUCAUCCACAUACUGAAGUUCAGAUCGGGGAACAGGAUGACUCUAAAGUCAGCAAGGGCUAUGCUCUCUUGUACCAUCAGGAAAGCAAAGUGUGAGUGUUCACUGAAAGCUUAUAGACACCUUUGUGGCACCAGGGACAGGUGACACUUGUGGCAAGGUAUCCAAGCCAUAACUGAUUACAAAUCCAUCUUGGGCAUCAAUGACAGUGAUUCCUCCCUUACUGAUAGGCUGAAUGCCCUCAAUGCAUGAUUUGACACAUUUGAAUGAUGUGACAUUGAAGAAAGCUCCCCUCUCCCUCUGUGGAACAGGCACGCUGAGUUGAGGAGGAUCCGAGCCAGGGCAAACCAACACAAAGCUGCAGGGCUAGGCAACAUACCCGGUCAAGUGCCGAGGGACUGUGUGCCCUAGAUAAUAGAGGUCUUAACGGACAUCUUAAAUAUCCAGUAUCUCUGCAGGCUUCAAGAAAGCCACUAUUAUUCUGGCGCUCAAUAUCCACAGCACCUCCUCACUUAUCAAGAAGGUACAGCAACAUACACAUUUUCUGAGGAGACUGAGAUGGCUGAGUUUACAACUUUCUGCAGCUUCUUCCAAUCCUGUUCGAUGGCCCCUCCAUAACAGCUGGUGUUGCAACCAGUUAGAAUGCUACCAAUGGCACAUUUAUAGAAAUUUUUGAGUAUCUUUGGCAACCUGCCAAUUCUCUCCAAACUCCUAAAGAAAUAUAACCUCUGCCGUGCCUUCUUUGUAGUAGCAUCAAUGUGUUGGGCCCAGGAUACAUCCUCAGAGAUGUUGACUUGAACUUGAAACUACUCACCCUUUCCACUUCUGAUUCCUCGAUGAGGACUGUGAUACAUGUUCCUUCGACUUCCUUUUCCUGAAAACCACUAUUAAUUCCUGGUUUUAUUGAGUGAAGAUUGUUGCUGCGACCUUCCCUCAGGCUGUGAGACUAAAGAACGCUCUGUCACCAGUGAGUUCUCAUCACUCGGAUAGUGAGCUGAUUACUGUACUGUUUACCUGUGCUGAAAACUCCAUGCAUUCUGAAAUAUAUUUUUAUCGAUUUAUGGUAAUAUUUUGUUUUAUGUACUGUGUGUAAUAUAAAUUUUGUGGGUGCACUGUGGUCCAGAGGAAGAUUGUUUUGUUUGGUUGUAUACAUUUACAGUCAGAUGACUGUUCAAUGGACUUGAAUUUGAACUUGAGGGAAGGUAGAGAAUGAUAUUGAAUACUGACUGCAAAAGAUCUAACAGUAACUUGCAAAAGGAAAAUUCUGUGCUGCACUAUUCAAUACUAUUAAACUGAGCUGCAAAAUCAUUACCUUACAGCUUAAUGUGACAGGCAAAGGCCUUUGCAGUACAUCAAAGACACCAAUAACUUAUUUUAGACCUAAGCAAAUACAAUAUUCAAAGUUCAAAGUAAAUUUAGUUUCAAAGUACAUAUAUGUCACCAUAUAAAACACUGAGAUUAAUUUUCUGUGCCCAUUCACAGUAAAUACAAGAAGCAGAAUAGAAUUAAUGAAAGACUACACCCAAUAGGAUGGACAACCAAUAUGCAGAAGACAAUAAACUGUACAAAUACAAAAAGAUAUAAUAAUAAUAAUAAUUAUUAUUAAUAAAUAUUGAGAAAAUGAGAUGAAGAGUCCUUGAAAGUGAGACCAUAGGUUGUGGGAUCAGUUCAGUGAUCGAGUGAGUAAAGUUGAGUGAAACUAUUCCCUCAGUUGAAGAGCCUGAUGGUUGAGGAGCAAUAACUGUUCCUUUCCUGGUGGUGCGAGUCCUGAGGCUCCUGCACCUUCCUGAUAACUGCAGCGAGAAGAGAGCAUGGCCUGGAUGGUAGAGGUCCUGGAUGAUGGUUGCUAUUUUCCUGCAAUAGUGCUCCAUGUAGGAGUGCUCAAUAGUGGGAAGGGCUUUACCUGUGAUGGACUGGGCUGUAUCCACUUCCUUUUUGUAGGCUUUUGGUGUUGGUAUUUCUUUACCAGGCCAUGAUGCAACCAGUUAAUAUACUCUCCACUGCACAACCAUAGAGGUUUGUCAAAAUCAAACUUCUAAGACAGUAGAGACACUGUUUUGUUUUUUUGGUAAUGCCACUUACGCACUGGACUCACUGAUCCUCUGAAAUGAUAACUCCGAGGAAGUUAAACUUGCUAACUCUCUCCACUUCUGAUCCCGUGAAGAGGACCAGCUCAUGGAACCCCAGUUUCCUCCUCCUAGAGUCAAUAAUCAGCUAGUACAUUGGUCUCAGUCACUGAAAUCACAGGGUUGUCAGGGGCUGUGUGAGUUCUGAGGGAGCCCUGUGACAGCUGUUCAGUAUCAUUCAGUGAUUCAAGUUUGGUCCAGAGUUGCCACUUCAUAUAUGAGAUGGCUUUCCAGAGAUCGUAUCUGGACCUCCUGUAUUUUACUUGAUUGCCAGACCUGAUCUGGCCCUUGCAACACUCACAAAACGCUGGAGGAACUCAGCAGGCCAGGCAGCAUCUAUGGAAAAAAGUACAGUCGAUGUUUCAGGUCAAAACCUUUCGGCAGGAACCCGAUCUCCGCUGAUCUGGCCCUCAGCUGAUUGUGGAUCUCAUAUUUCAUCCAGGGCUUCUGGUUGAGGAAGACUGAAUGAUUUUGUGAGAACACACUCAUCUGAGACUGUUUUUAUAAAUUACAUGACAACCGUGGUGUAUUUGUUCGGAUCCUCUGAGGAGUCCUUGAAUACAGCCAGUCUACCAACUUGAAACGAUCCCAUAGCCACUCCUCUGCCUCCCAUUGUCCUUACUUCUGGAGCCUUGCUCUUUAUCUUUCACCUGUUUGCAGGUAGGAGGAGGACAGACAAGUGAUCAGAAAUACCCAAAAUGCAUUCUUGGGAUCAAACAGUAGGCAUUCCUUAUGGUAGUAUAGCAGUGGUUGAAUGUGUUGGGACUGCAGGUGAUACAUUGAUGAUAACUGAGCAGAUUAUUCAAACAAACCUGAUUGAAGCCUUGGGGCAGGCAGAUCAUGGCACUUAGUAGCUCAAGUGCCUGCUUAACCUUUGGUGGCAAUUAAACUGCAGUCAGAACCACAGAGGUGAACUCUCUUGUUAAGUAGAACAUUAAAUGUUCCAGGCUGAGAGAACAAGAGUGGGACAAAACAGCUGCAUCUGAGCACCAAGAAGAUUUUAUAACGAAACACAGACUCCCACUUUUUGCCUUCUCCGAAUCAGUCGUCUGUUCCAUCCUGUGGAUCAACAAGCCCUCAGGUCUGAUCUGUCGAAUAUGGGGUACCUUGAAUUAGCCAUGUCUCCAUAAAACACAAAACACAGUAAUCCCUCAUUCCCCUCUGAUACAGGAAUCUUGCCCUUAGGUCCUCAAUGUUAUCCUGCAGUGAAUGUAUCUAAAAGAUGUGUUAAAUUGUCUCUCCUGAGCUCAGUUAAAUAGUGCAGGAGUGAUAAAUUCCCACUAUUUUGACAUGUGCCACAUAAGCCUCAUCUCUUUAUGUGGUGACACUGGCCAAUAUUCAUCAGUCAACAAUGUUUCUUCACAUGUGGCAUUUCCCCUUUGGACUUUAAUUACAAUUUGUUGAAAUAAUCAUCCCUUUCUUAAUCUUUGUUGAAACAACUAGCAGUCCUAACAGUUCAUGAUUUAACCUCAUAGCACCAAUGACACCAGUACAAUUCUGACCUUCCAACUGUCUGUGUGCAGUUUGCAUGCUCUCUUCAUGAACUCAUGGGUUUCUUCUGGGAACUCUGGUUUCCUCCUAGAUCCAAAAUGUGUUGGUAAGUGAACUGGGUACUGUAAAUUACCCCUACUAUAAAUAAAUUGAAAAAGGAUCAAUGGAAUUGAAGGGUAUGAGAGAAUAGAUUAGCAAGGUUAAAGAAAAAAUAAUAGGGGGAAGCAGAUGAUUGUAUUACUCUGAGAGCCAGCAGAGACCUGAUAGAUGAACUGACCUCCUAUAUUGUGGUAGAAAAGGGACACAAUGAUUAUUAAAGUUUGGGGGAAAUUGCAAUAAAUGAUUGCAGAAAUUAGUGUUUUGCAGUCCACUUAGUUCAUUAACAUUGUAAAGGACCUACAAAUAUUUACUCAGAUGUGUGUAAUAUUUGAAAAUGGGGUUAAACCGAUGCUUCCAUGCAAUACAAUCGUAAAAACAUAGAAAAUUAAAAUAAUUAAAUAUUAGAAGAAAAUUUCACUGUAAUAGAUAAGAAAACAUUAAUUAUAAAGUAUUAAAUGUGUUACUUACUGAAUUGCUUCAUAAUUUUAACUUUUGGGAAAGGAGUAUGCUGAGCUAUUUUAUAAACAGGGAUGAAUGCAUAUUCAUUUAGUAUCACUAGUGACUUCUGUUUAGCUCUAUUUUGAAGGGUCAGCCUGGGAUGAAUUUUUUUCUUUGGAACUUCUGUUUGUGUGAUGAGAUAUUCUGAAUCAUAAAGAAAUUGAGAAUAUGGGGAACUAAAGCAGUAGUUAAGGUGAGUUAUGAUAAUAAAUACCAGUUGAAAUGUUCAAUUAUCCACUUUUCGACUGACUGGUCAACAAUUUUAAGCAUUAAACAUUAUAAGCUUGGAUUACUUGGUGACAUUAGCUGGUAAGCAGUUAUCGCCUAAGGUUAUGGAUUAAUUCUAUAGCAUGCAUUAUUUAUCUGAAGCUUAACAUUAACCGUAUUCAUUUUUAAUAUUGGUAGCAUUAACCUAAUGAUUUCAGUAAUUCUUAGAUGAUGCUAUUUUAAAAAAUGCUUUUCUCUGUUCUUUUGUUGGCAACAUUGAAAAUCAGCAAACUAUUGAAUGUACUGUAUUAGUUUGUAGAUAAGUUAUUAAAUCAUUAAUUCUUUCCUACAUAAGACAGUGGUCUAAUCUGUAAUCAAAACUGAUCUUUUCUUAAGUAAAUGUGAAAUAUUAAAUGCAGAAUUUUAUGAAAGGAAAGUAAUAUUAGUUUCAUUAAGUACUCAAAAUUAUCACUAUACUGAGAACAGUGCAAUAUUUGUAUGCAACAGCACAAAUAACAAAUGAUAUCUUUUGCUCUAUACGUCCUAACUCAGCAAUAGAUUAUCGUGCUUUUAGUUAUCAAUACCUGUAAAUAUUAAUGUUGCUAUGGAGCCUUUAAUCUGUCUGGUGCAAUGAAUGUGGGAAGUGUCUGCUGAUAACUCUAGUUCUCCAGCACUAAUAUACUAUAUGUAUCAUCCCCAUUACUGCAAUAACAUACAAGAAAUAUCAUAUUUGAAAAAAAAUCAAUAGGAAUACAACUGAAUAACUUAAGAUUUAAGAUAUUAAUUACAAACAAUGCAUAAAACACAAAUAUAACACACAAAUACAAAAAUUUACAAUACUGUGCAAAAGUCUUAGCUACAUAUAUAUAGUUAGGGUGCUGUAGCUAACAAGUACAGUACUGUAUUUCUCAUUCUCAGCUCCACAUUGACAAGUACAGUACUGUAUUUGUCAACAUGGAGCUGAGAACGCAUUUGCAAAUCUGGCAGGAGCAAAGGAUGUUGGGAAUAUCAAGGGUGGAGCUCUGCAAGAGGGGUGUGGGGCAGGUGGCAGGAAGGAAUGCCAGGCUGGGGGACAGCGCAGGUGCAGACACACCUAGCCCUGAAACACCAGGCAAGGUCAUUUGAUUACAAACAAUUAGUUCAUUGAUCAUUAUAGAAUGACUCUCUGGUGCUUCCUGCUCCCUUUCCCUUUCCCCAACCAUGAUUUCCCCUCUCCCUGCCCUCUUCCCACUCUCAGUCCACAAUAGAGACCCAUAUCGGAAUCAGGUUUAUCAUCACCCAUCAUGAAUUUUUUAUGCAGCAGCAGCAGCAUAGUGCAGUACAUAAAAUUACUACAGUACCAUACUGUGCAACUGCCUUAAGCACCCGAGCUAUAUACAUGCACCUAAGACUUUUGCACAGUACUGUAUAUAUUUUCUGAAACCAGGGUGAUGUGGAUUUAACAGGCUGUGAGAAAAAAUGUUUUUAAAGGAUUCUUUGUAAAAGAAAAAAAUAAUUGCCUUUUAGGUACAAGGAGUGAAAAGAGGUACGAGUAAAGAAAUAAAAGACAAAAAGUGAGUGGUCCAUUCACAUGUGACUUAUUUGGAAAAUGUGUGCUUUUAAAGAAAAACCAAAACACAACAUUUUCAGAGCAGCAGCUCAGGUAAAGAGAAUGAUUGGUUGGAUGGAAACAGGAGUGAUUGAUUGACACAACUUAUAAUAGUGCCAGCUGAAAUAUGACAGUGAAGGGUUGUUAAUCACAGCUGAGGAAGUAUCGGAGAUACUCAGCAAUCUGACCUCCUGAAUACUUAACAGCAUUCUUUGUUUUAUUGCAGAUUUCGAACAACUACACAGCUUCAGCAUUUUUGUUCAAUGUUUUAUUUAUCUCCUUUCAUUUACACUUCCUCCAAGCAGCUGAACAUUGUUAACAAAUCUUUCCCCAACCUCUCAGCUAACACCAGAUACCUUUCUCUUCGACUUCUCUUAAACAUUUAGCAGAUAUGUCCUUUAUUCUUCCAACCCCUAAUUCACUUCUGCAAUUCUAAUCCUUUUAUUUCUAACCUUUCCUAAUUCUAAUGAAAGGUCAUCAGCCUAAAAUGUGAACUGUAUCACUCUCCAAAAAUGGCACCUGACUUGAGCAUUUUCAGAAUUCUCGAUAUUAAUUUUAUAUUCCCAAGCAUUUCCAGUACUUUUGUGCUUCAAAUACCUAAAUUGAUACAUGUCAUCAUGAAAUUUGGAUUUAAAGAAAUGUGCCCAUUAAUGAGAUCGCUCAUGUUUUCUUCAGAGAAGAACCCUUUCUACAUAUUUUUAGAUCUACUUUUCAGCAUUUGCACCUUAAGAUCACAAACCUCCGAUGUAUCACCAAGAGACAGCUUCAAGCUCAGAACAAUAACCAACAGCAUGUUGCUUCUUUCAUGCUCUUCCUUACUGCCAAUUCAAAAUGAAAUUUUCUGUAGGUUCAAGACAAUAGUCAACCAAAUGUAAAAUUAAGCUAUCCUUGAAAUGCCAGUUGUAUGCAAAGAAAUGAAAAAAUGUGUUCUUAUAUUGAAAAUUCCUAGUUGUUUAUAAUUAAGCUUAGUAUAUUGUACUAAAGAAGUGACAAUGACAUGAUAUACAACCUUAGAAUAGCAUUUUCUAUUCAUUAUACAUGACUUCGUGUUCAUAAAAUAGUAUGACUGGAUCAUUAACGGUUUGCUUUUAUAAAUGUUUAAAAUGUAGAAAAACAUUAUUAUACUGUGCUCCUCUCCUUUUAUCUGCCAACGUGAAAUAAAGGUGUUAUGCA
Molecule: messenger RNA, 11535 nt
Organism: Hypanus sabinus (Atlantic stingray)
Lineage: Eukaryota; Metazoa; Chordata; Chondrichthyes; Myliobatiformes; Dasyatidae
Product: stonin-1
Exons: 4
Coding region: 403-2436 (677 amino acids)
Biological process (GO): clathrin-dependent endocytosis; synaptic vesicle endocytosis; regulation of endocytosis
Cellular component (GO): synaptic vesicle; AP-2 adaptor complex
Molecular function (GO): clathrin-cargo adaptor activity
Source: RefSeq, a predicted model, not a curated record